Marmota flaviventris (yellow-bellied marmot) is the source of this 1281-nucleotide messenger RNA. RefSeq names its product shisa family member 9 (gene Shisa9). NCBI's taxonomy places the organism in Eukaryota, Metazoa, Chordata, Mammalia, Rodentia, Sciuridae. The record is from RefSeq and is a predicted model, not a curated record. Gene Ontology annotation, biological process: regulation of short-term neuronal synaptic plasticity; regulation of AMPA receptor activity. Gene Ontology annotation, cellular component: dendritic spine membrane; AMPA glutamate receptor complex; postsynaptic density.
AUGCGCCGAGUCCUCCGGCUGCUCCUCGGCUGUUUCCUCACCGAGCUGUGCGCCCGCGUGUGCCGGGCGCAGGAGCGAGCCGGGCACGGGCAGCUGGCGCAACUGGGAGGCAUGCUGGUGCUCACGGGGGGCAACCGCUCCGGGGCUGCCUCCGGAGAGGCCGGCGAGGGCGCUGGGGUCUCGGACGCACCCCCGACUCGGGCGCCCACGCCGGACUUCUGUCGGGGUUACUUCGAUGUCAUGGGCCAGUGGGACCCGCCGUUCAACUGCAGCUCGGGCGACUUCAUCUUCUGCUGCGGGACUUGUGGCUUCCGGUUCUGCUGCACGUUUAAGAAGCGGCGACUGAACCAAAGCACCUGCACCAACUACGACACGCCGCUGUGGCUCAACACUGGCAAGCCCCCGGCGCGCAAGGACGACCCCCUGCACGACCCCACCAAGGACAAGACCAACCUGAUCGUCUACAUCAUCUGCGGGGUGGUGGCUGUCAUGGUGCUCGUGGGCAUCUUCACCAAGCUGGGGCUGGAGAAAGCGCACCGGCCCCAAAGGGAGCACAUGUCCAGGGCCCUUGCGGAUGUCAUGAGGCCACAGGGCCACUGCAACCCUGACCACAUGGAGAGAGACCUUAACAUUGUGGUGCACGUCCAACACUACGAGAACACAGACACCAGGGCCCCCAUCAAUAAUCUCCAUACCACCCAGAUGAACAACGCAGUGCCCACCUCUCCUCUGCUCCAGCAGAUGGGCCAUCCGCACUCCUACCCCAACCUGGGCCAGAUCUCCAACCCCUACGAGCAGCAGCCACCGGGCAAAGAGCUCAACAAGUACGCCUCCCUAAAGGCAGUCGGAAAUUCUGAUGGUGACUGGGCAGUGGCGACGCUUACCCUUAAGUCACCAAAAGCUGACAAGGUCAAUGAUGACUUCUACUCCAAGCGACGGCACCUGGCCGAGCUGGCCGCCAAGGGGAACUUACCUCUGCACCCCGUCCGAGUGGAGGAUGAGCCCCGGGCCUUCAGCCCUGAGCACGGUCCCGCCAAGCAGAACGGACAGAAGUCCCGAGCCAACAAGAUGCCCCCCCACCCCCUGGCCUACAACUCCACCACCAACUUUAAGGGCUGGGAGCCCGGCGAGCAGUCUCUCCGGCGGCAGGCUUACAGCAACAAGGGGAAGCUGGGCACGGCCGAGACAGGGUCCAGCGACCCCCUGGGAACUCGCACGCAGCACUACCCACCCACACAGCCAUACUUCAUCACCAACAGCAAAACGGAGGUGACUGUCUGA